Messenger RNA from Nematostella vectensis (starlet sea anemone), 3362 nucleotides. Its product is annotated as kinesin-like protein KIF6. The record is from RefSeq and is a predicted model, not a curated record. Gene Ontology annotation, molecular function: microtubule motor activity; microtubule binding; ATP binding. NCBI's taxonomy places the organism in Eukaryota, Metazoa, Cnidaria, Anthozoa, Actiniaria, Edwardsiidae. Gene Ontology annotation, biological process: microtubule-based movement. The transcript has 27 exons. The coding region runs from base 163 to 2691 and encodes 842 amino acids.
UGUGGUAGUUGGCCCAAAUGCGCAUGCGCUUUUUCCAAAAUGGCGGCAAGUUGAAGAUAGCUGUGUAUAAACAUUUCAGUGACCCGUUACUAAGUCAAGAGUGUGGAAUAGAAGAAAAAAACAAGAACCUGCUGAUACUUCAAGCAUGUAGGAUACGCCACUAUGGUGAAACAAGGAAUCCAGAUCUACGCCCGAGUGAAACCUACUAAGGCUAAAACCGGGACUUAUGAGAUCGUUGAAGACGACAGUGGAUCAUCAGUUAUUGAAUAUACCAUACCGAAAGAGCUGUCUGAUGGUUACAUCAACAACAAAAGAGAAGUUUACAAGUUCAGGUUCAACAAAGUAUUUGAUCAAAAGUGCAGCCAAGAUGAGGUCUUUGAGAGUGUUGCUCAAGGGGUAGCAGACAACGUUCUCUCUGGCUACAAUGGAACAAUCUUUGCAUAUGGCCAGACUGGUUCUGGCAAGACCUUCACUAUUACAGGGGGAGCGGAGAAAUAUCAAGACAGAGGACUAAUCCCCAGGACUCUUUCAUACAUUUUUGAUUACUUUGAGAAGCAUCCUGACAAUGUGUACACAGUCCAUAUCUCCUAUCUGGAAAUCUACAACGAGAAAGGAUAUGAUCUCCUGGAUCCUAAACAUGAAGCAUCCAAACUGGAAGACCUACCGAAAGUGAGCCUUCUUGAGGAUGCUGACAAUAAUAUUCACCUGAAGAAUCUGUCAUUACACCAGGCUAAUAAUGAGGAGGAAGCACUGAACUGCCUCUUCUUGGGGGAUACAAACAGAAUGAUAGCCGAGACUCCAAUGAACCAGGCAUCCACACGAUCUCACUGCAUCUUUACCAUCCACGUGUCAACACGAGAAUCAGGCAAAGCUACCAUACGCAGAGCUAAACUCCAUCUGGUGGAUCUCGCGGGGUCCGAGAGAAUAGCGAAAACUGGUGUUGCUGGCAUCCAGCUUGCUGAAGCGAAAUACAUUAACGUGUCUUUGCAUUUCCUCGAACAGGUCAUUGUGGCUCUGUCAGAAAAGUCCAGGAGUCACAUUCCAUAUAGAAAUUCAAUGAUGACAUCUGUUCUGAGAGACAGUCUUGGUGGUAAUUGUAUGACUACAAUGAUAGCUACCUGUUCUGUGGAGAAGAAAAACAUCGAUGAAUCUAUAUCGACUUGCCGUUUUGCCCAAAGAGUUGCAAUGAUCAAGAAUGACGUCUUGCUUAACGAGGAGAUAGACCCCAAACUGAUGAUAGCACAGUUAAAGCGAGAAAUCCAACAGCUCAAGGCGGAGCUGGCCAUGGCCACAGGUCAGGAGUACACUGGACAGUUGGACGACAACGAGUACGAUAGACUAAGGCGCUUGGUGAAUUCGUUCAUCGAGGAUCCUGACCCUGAUGCUGCUCUCAGUGUUGGUGCCGACAUGAGAAAGAUUGACUUCUGCUUCAAGCUUCUCAAGGAGCAUGUUCUUGAGCGACCCACAAAAUCCAGUACGCCAUCUCAACGGUCGCAGUCGCAGCCGAAUGAAGACAGCAGCUAUUUGGGCCAUCAGACCGAGACGAGCAAAUUGAAGGAACUGAUCAAGCAGCGAGACAAUGAGAUCAACAUACUUGUCGGCAUGCUAAAGAAGGAGAAAAAACGGGCCGAGGAGCUGCGCACGCUUCCCCGAGGGGGAGGUAGAGAGGAGAAUGCGGCAGAUUUGAGACGAAGUACCAGCCAACCAGUGGGGAAUGAGCCACCCGUGUCUACUCGCAGGGAGAGGGGACGGGAGUCAUUUGACUCUACAAAUGAGACCCGAGAGCCACAACCACGCGCGACUCCGCCAGAAGCUCGCCCUUCGUCAGCUUACAACAGGAAACUGCAGGAGAUGUCGGAAGGUCGAAAGGAAGCAUUUGAGAUUUUCAAGCGAGACUACAUACACAGUGACACCGUGGAGAAGAACAAGCGUGACUUAAAAAAUAGGUAUGCAGACGCCAAGUCAUUAGGCGAACAAGUGAAUUCCUCGCGUCUAAAGAUCAACAAGCUAAAGACGCGAAUUGAACAACAUCGAGUGCGGCGCUCCGUCCAGGGUCUGAUGAACGGGGAGGAAGACGACGCGCAUAUGGAUCCCGAGGAGGGGAGGCUAAGGCAGGCCAUCGAAGACGAAAAGGCCAGGUACAAACACAGCUUUACUGAGCUGCGCUCGCUAAAGACCGAGAUCGAACACUUGCAGCACUUUCUAGAAAAGUCCAAGGUUCAGAUGCAGAAGGACUUCGAGAUCUGGUGGGCUGAGCAAGCGUCAAUCAACAUGGCUCAGCCUCCAAAUGACGUCAGAGCCGCGUGGAAGACCCCGCCCCUCUCUCCUAUUAGACCUGCCCAAGACAACCCCAGACCGCCCUCGGCCUCGCGCAGACAAAGGGACAAUCGUGGAGCUGGGAAGAUGUCGAGUCGACUGCGAGCCGAGGCUCAGAUUGCCUCGUCUACGCUAACUAGUGCUUAUACCCCUGUGCUGGACGCGGGUGAGGCUGGACGUGUUAGUGCCGAGGACCCUCGCGCAAGGCGCGUAGAGCAUCGCGGGACAUCAAACGGUAUCGAUCAAUCGAGGUCUGCACACGAAGUGAAUCCUACCUCAUCCAUACCGCUGACCGGCGAUAGCCGUGCAGACGCGGAUAUUCGGGCGUUCAUACGCGCGAGACAAAAUCUCCUUCAGCAGCGAGGAAAAAGGUAACGACACCCUACAUUUCGACUUGGUACCAUUGCUUCAGUUGCAAACUAUGGCGUUACUUCACGCACAAGGCUUGACCCAGAUGGCUUCGUUCAAGUUCUCAACUUCAUUUUUCCCGUUGAAUUAAAAUAGCAGUGAGAAGCACUUAGAUCAUAUUGUGAAGUAGAAACGACGACAAGAAAAUUUUCACGGAGUGUGAAGGGCACUCCGCGGUGUGUUUUAUGGCCAAACCAAUAAAAGGGUAAUCUUAUCUUCUUUGAAUGUAUUUGUUUUUAGCGGGCUUAAGAUUGUAUGAUUGGCAAAUACAAGAACUCUUACAUGUUCUUCCAUUCCCUUAGUAAAACACUGAGUACAACUAUUAUGAUAAUUCGUUUUUUAUUUCUUCGUCUCGAAAUUAAGUUAAUAGUUGUAUUUUGAUAUUUGUAACUUUUUUCAAUUCUUUAAUUUAAUUUACAACGAAGUUUCCACCACUUACGAAAAUACAAAAUAUCUACAUAUUUGUUUAGUACAGGGGUAUUGUAACAUGAUGUAAAAUGAUGGCGAGUGUGGAAAUAUAAUAGUGGAUAUUGUCUCUUCUGAACCAAUCAGAAGUCAAACAGGAAAUGUAUUAAAACCUGAUUGAUUGUUUGGUAAUAUGUCCACGGAUGGUAAUAAAAGUCAACUUGAUAGAACUA